Neltuma alba is the source of this 556-nucleotide messenger RNA. RefSeq names its product DEAD-box ATP-dependent RNA helicase 7-like. The transcript is spliced from 4 exons. Lineage: Eukaryota; Viridiplantae; Streptophyta; Magnoliopsida; Fabales; Fabaceae. The coding region runs from base 53 to 556 and encodes 167 amino acids. The record is from RefSeq and is a predicted model, not a curated record. Gene Ontology annotation, molecular function: helicase activity; ATP binding; RNA binding.
UUUGAACAACUCUGGUUUAACAGCCGUUGAAUUACUUGCAAAAGCUCUUGCCAUGGCUGUUGGUUGUACCGAGAUAAAGAAAAGAUCACUUCUUACUUCCAUGGAGAAUUAUGUCACAUUACUUCUUGAGAUUGGAAGACCCAUCUUCACACCAUCUUUUGCAUAUGGAAUCCUCAGGAGAUUUCUGCCUGAGGAGAAGGUUGAGGCAGUGAAGGGUCUUACUCUAACUGCAGAUGGAAAUGGCUCCGUCUUUGACGUGCCAGCUGAAGAUUUAGAUAUAUAUCUUGCUGGUCAGGAAAAUGCUGCUAAUAUAAGCUUAGAAGUAUUAGAAGAAUUGCCACGUUUGCAAGAAAGAGACCAGUCAAGAGGGGGCAGAUUUGGUGGUGGUGGUCGUGGCGGGUUUGGUAAUAAUAGAAGUGGCCGUGGAAACAAGUUUUCCGGUGGAAGAGGAGGUGGCAAGAAUGGUGGUUUCUCAAAUCAGAGGAGUGAUCGGUUUUCCGGUGGUUCUUAUGGUGGGAGAGGCCGUGGCGGCAAUAGAGGGGGGAAGAGAUGGUAA